ACCAGCUGGGGAAAGCCCGGCGUACCGGUACGAGUACUCGAGUCCAGUAGUCUAACCGUACUGUCCGGUCGGCAUUGGAUCACACUGAUCACCCGCCUUCACAUGCUGCAUUCGACGAUCCGGAUAUGCCUGCGCAGUUGCGCAGCAUCGGUUUUUGGCGUCACAUGUCACAACCUUUCCCCAGGGCCCAAGCCCGCUUUCUCCCCCGUCGAAGGCUUCCCCAAACUAUUUCUAUCGCCUCUCCGCUUCUCCACCCGUUUCCUCCCCUCGCUCUCUCACAUUGUCCGCCUCUUAUACCACUUUCGUGUCUGUUUUAAAAACCGCUAGUUAUCGCCAUGUCUGGUUAGUUGUUGGCUCUCUGUCCACUUACUCACUCUUUGUUCUAGGGCUCACAAGCUAACUCGGUCCCAGCCUCCGCCCGCCUCAACCAGAUUACAAAGCAACUUGCUCCGGGCAGCAAGUCGGCUCGCGACUCUCUCCUCGAGAAGCAUGCCGAUGAUGUAGGCUACGAUGGCUCCCAGCUUUCCCCUUUUAAAACCAGCUUCAACUAAAAAUUUAGGUUGUUGUGACAUGCGCUCUACGAACGGCUUUGACAAAGGGCGGACGCGGUGCUUUCAAAGAUACCCCGGCACAGGACCUGUUAGUCGGUGUUCUCAAGGGGCUCAUCGAACGCUCCGGAAUCAACCCUGCUGUUGUUGAAGACGUUGCCGUGGGAACUGUGCUCGCCCCUGGUGGCGGGGCCACCGAGUCCAGGGCGGCAAGUUUGGUUGCUGGAUUUCCCGUUGAAACCGCCGUAUAUUCGCUAAACAGGCAGUGUUCCAGCGGCCUGGCUGCGUGUGCCAACAUUGCCAACGCGAUCCGUGGCGGGCAAAUCGAUGUUGGUGUCGCAGCCGGUGUUGAGAGCAUGAGCACUCAGUAUGGGUAUGUUGCUCCGACGCCAAUUCCCGCGAUCGUUGCUCACAUUUCGAUAGUCCUGGUGCUGUUACCGAGUUCUCUGAUCUUCUCGACAGCUACGUUCAAGCUAAGAAUUGCAAGGUUCCCAUGGGCGUGCUUUCGGAGCAGAUGGCUAAGGACAGGAACAUUUCUCGAACCAAGCAAGACGCUUUCGCUGCCGAAUCGUUUCAGAAGGCCGAGAGGGCUCAAAAAGCUGGUCUCUUCGUUGAAGAGAUUUACCCACUCGAGGUCAACUUUGAGGACCCCAAGACGGGAGAGAGCAAGCGUAUCAUUGUUGACAAGGAUGAUGGAAUCCGUCCCGGAAUGACUGCAGAGGGUUUGGCCAAGAUCCGCCCCGCUUUCGCUAAGGACGGUUCUAUCCACGCUGGAAAUGCGUCUCAGAUCUCCGAUGGCGCUGCCGCCGUUCUCCUCAUGCGCCGCAGCACCGCUGAAAAGCUUGGACAGAAGAUCAUCGGGAAAUUCGUUGCGUCGGCCAUCGCUGGGGUUGAGCCCUUGCUGAUGGGUAUCGGCCCUUGGGCCUCCAUCCCCAAGGUGUUCGCCAAGACCGGUCUCACCAAGGAUGACGUCGAUAUUUUCGAGAUCAACGAGGCAUUUGCCUCUCAGUGCUUGUGGUGUGCGGAGGAGUUGGGUUUGGAUAAAGCCAAGAUCAACCCCAAAGGGGGAGCCAUCGCUUUCGGUCAUCCUCUUGGAUGCACUGGUGCUCGCCAGGUCUCAACUCUGAUGACCGAGUUGAAGAGGACGGGCGGAAGGAUCGGAUUGACCUCCAUGUGCAUCGGAACCGGAAUGGGAAUGGCUGCUGUAUGGGUUGCGGAGUAUUAGGUGGAUAGCUUGAGGGACAAUUAGAACUUUCUUUUUUCCCCUUUGCUGAGAGCUUGGCACCCCUGUAUAAUAAUAAGUAGCAUUGUGCCAUGAUUAAAUUACUUGACGUUUUCCG
Messenger RNA from Tuber aestivum (summer truffle), 1888 nucleotides. The record is from the annotation of a GenBank genome assembly. NCBI's taxonomy places the organism in Eukaryota, Fungi, Ascomycota, Pezizomycetes, Pezizales, Tuberaceae.